This is a messenger RNA of Punctularia strigosozonata HHB-11173 SS5, 750 nucleotides long. RefSeq names its product S-adenosyl-L-methionine-dependent methyltransferase. Gene Ontology annotation, molecular function: S-adenosylmethionine-dependent methyltransferase activity. The coding region runs from base 1 to 663 and encodes 220 amino acids. The transcript is spliced from 6 exons. The record is from RefSeq and is a predicted model, not a curated record. Lineage: Eukaryota; Fungi; Basidiomycota; Agaricomycetes; Corticiales; Punctulariaceae.
AUGGUCUCGACCAACCCAGCGCAAGCUAAGGUCAGAGAGCUUAUCAAGGAACGAGGCCAAAACGGUUGGGACGAUGCGUGGUCGGCUACGCCAUGGGACGUGGGCAAGAUUCAACCUCCUUUGCGCACUUUGUUGGAGUCGGGCCGUCUGGAGCUGCCAAAGACCGGUCGAGCUCUUGUACCUGGAUGUGGCAAGGGCUAUGAUGCUAUCUUCAUAGCGGAGACUUUGGGCUACGACACUGUUGCCGCUGACAUUUCUCCGACGGCUGUGGAAGCCGCCAAACAGCAUGCAUCGAGCAGCCCCAAUGGACUUCCGAGCAACGUUUCCUUUGAAGUCAUCGACUUCUUCCGAUACUCGGUCUCCGACGAGGAACGAUUUGACCUGAUCUUCGAUUACACUUUCUUCGUCGCCAUUCUUCCGAGCAUGCGCAAUGAUUGGGGCAAAAAGAUGCGGGAGCUCGUGAAGCCUGGCGGAGUACUGAUCACGCUCAUCUUCCCCAUAGACCCACCUCAGGAUGUCGGCCCCCCGUUCUUUGUCCGGCCGGAGCAUUAUCUCGAACCUUUGGGAGAAGGAUGGGAGAAGGUGAUUGACGAGGUUCCCGAGGUCAGCUCGGAAAACCAUGUCGGAAGGGAGCGACUUGUCGUUUGGCGGAGAUUGGGUUGAAACAUUCAUCCUUCAACCUUGAGCUGCGUCAUCUGAUUAAAUGGCAUGUAAAAGUAUACUGCAGGGUAUAUAAAUGCUGAGUCCAGG